This is a messenger RNA of Jatropha curcas, 3518 nucleotides long. Its product is annotated as putative pentatricopeptide repeat-containing protein At3g01580. NCBI's taxonomy places the organism in Eukaryota, Viridiplantae, Streptophyta, Magnoliopsida, Malpighiales, Euphorbiaceae. Gene Ontology annotation, molecular function: RNA binding; protein binding. The record is from RefSeq and is a predicted model, not a curated record. Gene Ontology annotation, biological process: RNA modification.
ACCGCCUAGCAGUUCUUGGCCAAGGCAAGAAUGGAAACUGUGAGAUCAGUCAACCCAAAGUCACUACCUUUGCACGCUCACUGCAACGACCAACAUCGUCGGUCAGUGCAGUAUAAGGUAGCUAUUUACAGUCCCAACCAUGUCGUGUCUGGCACAAAGAACCCUGCAAUUUCUUGUAGUUUUCGAAAUAGUUUUUUCGCUUCAUUUCCGUUUUCUAAUAAUCAACUUCAGAAAUCAAGUGAUAUUCGUGGGUUUUUUAGCAGUAAGCCUAUCAUUGAUAUUUCACUGGUUAAUAGCAAGAUUAAAGAGUGUACAGAUAAUGGAUUUUUUGAAGAUGCAAUCGUGGUAUACCUUAAUUUGCUUGAAUGUGGUUUUCCUGUAGAGAAGUUUCAAUUCUUUCCCUGUCUAAUUAAAGCCGUUGGUGGCCUUCUUGAUAUUACUAUGGGCAAGGAAAUUCACGGGCAUUUGUUAAAGUUGGGAGUUUUAGAAGAUAUAUACAUUAAAAAUUCGCUUUUGGGUAUGUAUUGGAAAUGUGGGGCAGUUAGGGAUGCAGUUAAAAUGUUUGAGAAAAUGGAAAGGAGAGAUUUAGUUUCGUGGAAUUCUAUGAUAUCUGGGUUUUGCCAAUCAGGAGGUUAUGCAAAUUCGUUGAUGAGGUUUAGCUGGAUGAUCAGGGAAGUCGGUGGGAUAUACCUAAAUCGGGUAGCUUGUCUAUCUGCUCUCUCAUCAUGCGCUUCCUUGAAGUUCUUGUCUUGUGGGAAAGAGAUUCAUGGGUUCCUUGUGAAAAGUGGGUUAGAUUUUGAUGAAUUCUUGGUUGGUGGAUUGAUUGACAUGUACAUGAAAUGUGGGGAUAUAAAGAAUGCUGAACAUGUUUUUAAGAGAAGUAUUGAUGAAGAAUUAGUUAGGGAAAAUCGAGUUGUAUGGAAUGUGAUAAUUUUGGGAUAUGUUUCAAACGAGUGCCUUUCAUUGGCUUGGGAAUCAUUCACCAAGAUGUUGGAACUAGGGAUUAACCCAGAUUCCUCAACUCUGGUUGCUAUUUUAGUUUUGCUCUCACAAUCUUUGAAUUUAGCAGUUGGGAAGCAGAUCCAUGGAAUCAUUCACAGCUUUGGGCUCGAAAGUGAUAUAAGAGUUGUGACAGCUCUAAUGGAGAUGUACUUUAAAUGUGGUGAUCCUGAAACAGGUUUGAAAAUUUUCAGACAAUCUCAAAAUUAUAACUUAGUCAUGUGGGGUUCGGUAAUAUCGAACUGUGCCCAGCAUGAUUAUUCAAAUGCGGCAUUGCAAUUAUUUCAAGACUUCUUGUUGGAGUAUAGAUUUCCCGAUUCUGUCAUCCUUUUGGCAGCCCUACGGGCAUGUUCAUCCUUGGUUCUUAAGCCCAAAGGCAUGGAAAUCCAUGGAUUGGCAGUAAAACUAGGUUUUGAUUCCGAUAUAUUUGUUGGUGGUGCCCUUGUUGAUUUGUAUGGAAAAUGUGGAGACAUGGAGUCUGCUCAAGAAGUUUUCUAUAGAUUACCAACCAGGGAUUUGGUAUCCUGGAAUGCCCUAAUAUCUGGAUUUGCUCAAAAUGAGUAUGCAGAUAAAGCUUUAAGGGAAUUUCGUAAUAUGCAAUCUGAACAAAUAAAACCAAAUACUGUAACAGUGGCAUGUAUUCUCUCUGUUUGCGCUCACUUAUCUGUCAUUGUACUUUGUAAAGAGUUGCAUUGCUAUCUUUUAAGGCAUGGGUUUGAGUUCAAUAUUCUUGUGAGCAAUUCUCUAAUAAGUACCUAUGCUAAAUGUGGCGACGUAAAUAGCUCGUGGACAGUAUUUGACAAAAUGCCUGCAAGAGAUGAAGUAUCAUGGAACUCAAUUAUGUUAUGUUUUGGAAUGCAUGGUCAUACUGAUAAAAUGUUUGCUCUAUUUGAAAAGAUGAAAGAAGCAGGUAUGAAGCCUGACCACGCUACAUUUACUGCUGUCCUUUCUGCUUGUAGCCAUGCUGGGAAGGUUGAAAUGGGAUGGAAAUAUUUUGAUAGCAUGGUAAAAGACUAUAACCUUGAUCCUCGAGUUGAACAAUAUACUUGCAUGAUCGAUCUUCUUGGCCGAGCUGGUCAUCUGGAUGAAGCAUAUAAUCUGAUAAUGGCAAUGUCCUGCUCCCCAGAUGACCGAGUAUGGGGUUCACUUCUUGGAUCUUGCAAAAGUCAUGGUGAUGUUAAGCUGGCAGAAGUUGUUGCUAAUCAUAUUUUUGAACUUGAUCCUAAUAAUAUUGGCUACCGCGUCCUUCUCGCAAAUUUAUAUGAAGAUUCAGGGAAAUUGAAUGAAGUUACUCAAGUUAGAACAGAAAUUAAAUGUAUAGGAGUUAAAAAGCAGCCUGGAUGCAGUUGGAUUGAAGUUAAUAACGGCAUUCAUAUAUUUAUUGCCAGUGAUUCCUCACACAGUCAAUCUGAGAUCAUUUAUGCUACAAUUGAAAAUUUAACACUGGAGAUGAGAAGAUUGGGUUAUGUUCCUCAUUUGUUGUCAGCAACAAUUGGGCCUGAUGAGGCUGAGGUAAAGGAAGACCAUGACGUUUUGAUGCCUUUGGAUUAAACCAUUUAAGUUGAAAGGAUAGUUGAACUCUCCAGUGAUAGUAAUUAUUCAAUAACCUUUUGGUGCCAAGAGUACGGGAAAGGCAACCAGUUAUGAAUGAUGGAGAUUUGGGAUAACUCUUAGAAAAAUGCAAAUGCAAUCGCUUGGUUUUGAUUCCCUAGAAACCAAGUAAAACCUAGGCACAGCUCUAGAUAUUUAUUUACAGUUUAGUUCUGCCAAUUUUGUUCAUUUAAUAUAUUUACUUCCAGGCAAAUGUAGCUGAUGCAGAACUUUAACAUAUCUGCCAGAAAAAACAGAGGUGAAAAGCUUGAUCCCAGAUAACUUCAGUGAAGAUUUUCCGUCAUUUUGUUGGAAUGGAGGGUGUCAUGAACUGUUCGGUCAACAUCGAUUUUAUGUCUGCGGAGGCAACUGAUGCUACAUCACAGCAAGAUUCUUGAGAAAAAUGUUCGCACUUAUGAUAUACAAGUGGCACGUUCCCGAUCACUUGGCCAAACUGUGACUGGUUAAUAUAGAAGUAAUGUCAACUUUAAAUUAUGGGACGCUGUCUGCCUGGAGUACAAUAGAUUAGGACAUUUGAGCUACUUGAAGCAUAUGUCUCUCGAUAUGCCUCUCUCUUGUUGUCAAUGCCGCAAGAAAACAUGUUGGCAUAUGAGCAGCCCAGACGUGAAAUGAUUACGAAGGGAUAAUUUUAUCAAGAUUUUUACUUGGAAACCUUCAAUCCAAGUGUUCUACUGUGAAGAUAAUUGCUAAAGAGUAGAGCGCAGCAGAAUAUGAACUUCAUCGUCUGUCAUUAGGUGGUCCCUUAAUUGCUUAGUUAUUAAAGAAAGAUGCAGAAGUGGUCUUAGUGUGUAUAUAUAUAUUAUAAGUAGUGCGUUAAUCUCUUCUGUAUGUAAUUGUUUUGCUACAGAACUAGAAAGAUGUAUCUAAUAAUUCAGAUAUCAGAGCGGAAUCAAUCAUUUUCUUAUUCU